GGAUUCAAAAAAUGUGUUUCGUUAAUUCAAAAUUAAUAUCGUUGGUGCUAUUAUGUAUUUAUGUGAAAUCAGUUACCAUGGUUUCGUUUUUCGAACGAGAGGAAUAUUGUGGAGUGAUACUGAGUCAAUAUGAUCCUCAUUUAUUGGACACUUUCAAAUUGGAAAUGUCGCAAGGAAUCGAGAGGUUUUUCCUGCUGUCCUACUGCCUGGCUUGUUGCUGGCCCGGGCUGGGUGCCAAGAAUGACCUGCGAGUGGUUAGACAAUGGGCUGAACUGGACUUCGUGUUUCCUAGCGAAGAAGCCAAACAAAUAGCUAUUCAAAAGCGCUACUAUGUACCUGGAAAUUCCGUGCCCAUAGACGUCGAUGUGCAUCAUAGACAAGGACCGUACCCGUCCCGUAUCUUCGUGACAAAUCCUCGGUUCGACGAAGGUCGACCGAUCACGUUGGGUACCGUGGACGAUACGGGCAGGAUUGUCGCCUACCCAGACUACUCCUGGCAUGACAACCAGGGCUCCAACUGCGGAGGCAUGACUUCCGUCUUCAGAGUUGCUAUAGACGAAUGCCAGCGACUCUGGGUGAUGGACGCCGGCAAGAUAGGAGACAAGCAAGUGUGCCCCCCUCAGCUGCUCGCCUUCGACCUGGCCACCGACCGACUUAUCUACCGUCACGUCGUCAACUCCUCAAACUAUCUCGAACAGUCCCUGUACGUCACACCGAUUGUAGACGUGCGUCCCCGCGGGCCUGGCGAUUGCGCAAAUACGUACGUUUACGUAGCUGAUGUGUCUGCCUACAGUAUUCUGGUGGUCGACGUGAUGAGAGACCAGUCCUGGCGCACCACACACAGACUGUUCUAUCCAUUCCCCUCUCGCGGAACAUUCACCAUUGACGGCGAAAGUUUCGAUCUAAUGGAUGGUAUAUUGGGUAUGGCUCUAUCACCAUACCACCACGGCAGAGAUCGCUUCCUCUAUUUCCAUUCUCUCGCUGCCACCACGGAGAACGUAGUAAACACGAGGAUACUCAGAAACAAUUCUUACUUGCAAGACCCUAACAUUGACCCGGACGCAAUUUAUGUGUUCCCCAAAGAGCGCCCAUCUCAAUCAGCAGCUGAAGCGAUAGACCAAAACGGUGUCAUGUACUUCGGUCUCAUGGACCCACCCAGUAUUCAGUGUUGGAAUACUGCCACCGAGUUCUCCCCUCGCAAUUUCCACACGGUAGCUGCCAAUCAGGAAACCUUGCAGUUCGCUAGUGGUGUUAAAAUUGUAAAGAAUGCUAAAGAAGAACAGGAGCUUUGGGUAUUAACAUCAAGUUUUCAAAGGGUAAUGACAGGAUCGCUUUCACCGGAUAGAAUGAAUUUCAGGAUACACGCUGAAAAGAUCCCGGUAAUCUUAGCGAACUCUCCGUGCAAAAACUCCCCAAAUGGCCAAAAGCCGGGGUACCAUGUCAAUCUUGUCGACAGAUCUUCGGACGGUCACAAGUAUCGGCCGACCAGAUAUGGCAGUGCCUCGUAUCUGUAGAGAUUAGUGCCAUGUCCGACCGGUUGCUCAGGAAGUUUGUGAGAAAUAAUAGGCCAUAAGUCAUCUAAGUUACUUCAUUGUCAUCAUUAGUUGAUCACAGACCUUUUUUUAAAUACUGCAACUACAGUUGCUGUUGUAGCAAGGUGAAAUUGUAAAGUGUCAUUUAAAUGUGAUUUAUUUAACAACAAACCCGCAGUCCGAGUCGACUGAAACCUAGCAUAGAACAUUUUCUUAACACGCUUGUUGUGUUUUUAUCUUAUGUAAAUCCAUUUAAAUAGUAUAACAUGCUCGAACGCCAAAGUCAUUCCUUAAAUUAUAUAAUGUCCCGUCAACAUUUUAUGUUAUGUAAUGUUACCUGUGUUAUGUAUGCAAUUAAAUUUUAAAUAAUAA
This is a messenger RNA of Spodoptera exigua (beet armyworm), 1904 nucleotides long. The record is from the annotation of a GenBank genome assembly. NCBI's taxonomy places the organism in Eukaryota, Metazoa, Arthropoda, Insecta, Lepidoptera, Noctuidae.